AUGGAAGCUCACCGAGUUCAACUCAAGGUAGCUCUGUUACUCUUACUCAUUAACUCGGUCUUGACUCAGCAGGUGGUGCGUCUGAGUUCCCGCUCAGAGUUUUCGGCGUUGCUCGAUCUCCGGUCGAGUUUAGGGAUUAGGGCUAAAGAUUGGCCAAGAAAGACCGACCCAUGUUCUCGCUGGAGAGGGGUCGAGUGCCGGACCGGCCAAGUUGUCGGAAUCACUUUGUCCGGGUUGAGGCGGACUCCGGCCGGCGGUCGAAAUCCCGGGUUCGCCGUCGAUUCAUUGGCCAAUUUUACUCUUCUAGCUAAGUUUAACUCAUAUGGGUUUCCACUUCCUGGGUCUAUACCGGACUGGUUUGGUCAGAGACUCAGUGCACUCCAAGUGCUCGAUCUUAGUUCUUGUUCAAUAACCGGUUCGAUUCCUUCUUCUCUUGGGAUUUUAAGUGGAUUGAAUUCUCUGUAUUUGUCUGAUAACUUUCUAACUGGUGCCAUACCUUUGAUAUUGGGCCAAUUAUUGUCUCUAUCAGUUCUUAACCUUUCGCGAAAUUCAUUCACAGGAACAAUUCCAUCUGGGUUUUCAUCUCUUCUCAAUCUUAGUACCCUUGACCUCUCUUCAAAUUUCCUAUUUGGGCCAAUUCCUAAUAAUCUUGGUUCACUUUCUAGGCUUAAGUUCUUGCAUUUGCAAAACAAUAGCUUUGAUGCUUCUAUUCCUGUUGAGUUAGCUAGCCUUUCUCAACUGAUUGUACUUGAUCUUGGACACAACGGUUUGUCCGGGUCGUUGCCAAAUGGUUUAUUUUCGAAUCUCACUCAGCUCCAGUAUGUAGUUUUGAGUAGGAACAGUUUCGAUGGUAAUCUUCCUGAUGUUCUGUCGUCUUUGCCCGCCUUGCGCCUUCUUAACGUAUCUAGCAACAAGUUCACAGGUGUUUUACCGAACCUUACUGCAUUUUUUAAUGCCACUGGCGCGGUGGUUGACUUGUCCGAUAAUUAUUUUCAAGGUCCAGCUCCCAGUAAUACAGGGACCAAUGUUGUUGUCAAUGGAAAUUGUUUACAGAGUUUGCCAAAUCAGAGGAGUUUGCAGGAUUGUAGAUCGUUUUAUGCUAGUAGAGGAUUAAUUUUUGGUAAUGAUAUAGCCCCAAAUCCUUCUCUAGAGCCUGCAUCAAUCAGCGAAAAACGAGUGACGUAUAGACUGGUGGGACUGUUUGGCGGACUCGGUUUCAUUGUACUUUUAUACUAG
Messenger RNA from Camellia sinensis, 1236 nucleotides. RefSeq lists its product as uncharacterized. The record is from RefSeq and is a predicted model, not a curated record. NCBI's taxonomy places the organism in Eukaryota, Viridiplantae, Streptophyta, Magnoliopsida, Ericales, Theaceae. Gene Ontology annotation, molecular function: protein binding.